AUGACAACGGUGCUAGUGGAAAGGAACGAAAAUCAGCUGCGCCCCCGGGAACAAGCGUACUACCAUGUGGAGGUGGAGCCCGCGCCGGACGACUGUGGCAGUGGGUCAUCUCCGAGGUCCUCGUUGCACACCAGUACUAACCUCGCCACCAGUUUGAAUUAUCAACAAAUAGCUCGGUUCGAGACCACCAGCAGUGUGUUCGCGGCGGAAACGGUAAGCGUUUUAACUGUUGCCGUGGGGGAGUCGCAGGCGGCCCGUUCCGUGGACGACUUAGAUGAGUUGGAUGAUGUAGACAACGCGAUUCAGACAGAGUACGCGCCUGUGGGCGAGAGUGUGGUCGCAUUGCCAGCACCACAUCAGGUGGUUUCGACAAGUGGGCCGCGGGGUGGCACGAAAUUAGGUGGCCAGCACUCGGUGUCCUCGCGCACGAUAGAACUCCGGUCGGUGGUGGGGGAAGAAGAUCAAAGAGCAGCUGUGCGGCAAAAGAACAGGCCCGAACUACAUCAAGUUCGAGAUGAUCGAGUUAUUGACCUUGAGGCGCAGCAGGAAGAUGAGGAUGAAUUUACGUUUCUCGGCAGCAUCCAAACUGGACGUGCUGGUCCCAACAUUGCAUCAGGGGCCAAUGGCCCUUUAUUCAGCGGAGGGCCUGCAACUCCUCACAGUUCCAACAACAGAGGUGGUAAUUAUAUGUCGGGAGUCGUUCCACGUCCACCACCACCGCCCAGCAGCACGGGUAUUGUGGCCUCGGGAUCGGUGACCACUUUGGCGCAGACACGGAGUGGAACUGGUGGUAGGCGAGGCGGGACGUCGAGUGCUGCGCGCAGAGGAGCCGGGCUCACGAUAGACACGACGACGGGUAACGCGGUCGUUGGAGAUCAACAUCCUCAAGGCACGAAUUAUGGAGGUGAAGACGUCGUACCUAAUAACGGUGGCCCACGCGAUGCCCCCGGAGAAGAACAUCAGGAACAACAGCCAGGAGACCACCGCCAUCAUCACCACCAUCACUCUUCUCGUCACAGGCGCGGCACAACAUCAAGGCCGCGUCGUUCCUCUUCGCGCAACAGCGGUGCGUUGUCGUUUCUGCACCUGGAUCCGCACCUCGCACACCUGAACGAGCGUGAAUACGCCUUACGCGACCGGCAGCGCUUUGAGUGGAAACGGUUUUUUGAUGCGCGCGUCGCCGACGUGGUGCCGGACCGGGUGUGGCAGCGGUGCGGGCCCUUUCUGCAGGACUGGUGGACCGAGUACCCGCUGUGGCUGUCCCUGGCGGUGGAUGUGUCCACGGGCAUGGUGCUUUCCGGGGUGGUUUUAGGGUGUUUGUACCUGUCCGGUGCGCUGGGACACAGCGAGGACGACUCGGUGGGUGAGUGGGUGUUGCCCGCCAUUCUGUCGCUGACCAGCGGCGGCGUGUUUUUACACGUGUUGCUGAUCGCCUACAACCGUGAGCGGUUCUCGGUGCUGAUGAUCCUCGCGCGGGACUACUACGAGGGCAGCCGGCUGGAGUCCGUCUACUUGUCCAACCAGGCGCUGGCCCGCAACCGCGACGGCAGCCCGAUGGCGGGGGCGGAGGUGCGCCGGUUCGAUGCCUACCGCCCGCACUGCAUGGCCGUCAGCACGGUCGGGAACCCCGUUUUCCCCGCGGACGACGAAGAAAACGACAGUCGGAGUGCUGGCAGUAGCACCAACAGCGGGCUCAUGACGGAAAUUCUCGGCUCCGUCCCUACCGACAUACAACCUCCCCCGGGAGGUCUAGACACGAGCAAUGGCGGGGGCGCAGCGGUUGUGGCAGGAGCGGCCACGGGGGGCACCGGUGCGGUGGAUCCGUUGUUUCCCAACAACAGAUCCUUGCCCUCGGCGCCAGGAGGUUUUUUACACCAGCACGCAGAGCAAGCCAGCGUCGCGAGUGUGUGUAGCACGACUGCCGCGGUGCCGGGCAGUUCGGUCGCGGGGCGGAGCAGUACCCGGGGCCUUGAUCUGGCGUCCGAGCAAUCACAGAUUUUGCCGCGCACUGCCAGGAGUGGAGAGGACGAUAGUGCUUCCGUUGUCGCUGGUACUUCUGCAGCGGCCUUUAGUAUUGCCGAGUUUCCGGCGACUGCGACAGUCCCAAUGACGCCUGCUGUAGUCGUGUUAGGGCAACCGGCGUUGGUAGGCUUGAAGAGUAAAGACAGCGGCGCUUCCACUUCUGGCGACGACGGCAAGGGUGGUGCGCAUAGACAUAAUGCAACAACAGAAAGAGGAAAUCGAGUAGACCACAAGCGAGAGGGUGCAGUUGAGCAGGUGGAGCACAAAAAUCAAGAUAGUUUAGGACAACUAAACGGGCAGAAAGCGGUAGCAGAUGCCGACGCGGCGGAGCUAGCGCGAUUGCAGAACGUUCCAUCGUCUUCCUCUAGUCCACCGAUAUUGGCUUGUUCCAGCGCGCCGCCAGACAGAAACCUCCCACCUCCCACCGCGCAGGAUCCCCGCAAGGACACCAGCCGGGGGUCCUCGUCAACGGAUCUACGUACAGAUGUAAUUCAGCUUCCGGGAGAGGUUGUGCCGGUAGAUGAAGACGCUCCACCACCGCCGUUCGUGGCAGUGGAGAGAGGUCAAGAUUCAACACAGACCGUACUAGAACGAGGCGAUGGAGAAAGACAAGAGAGCAUCGGUGCUGCCGCAGCCGACGGAGCAGCUGCACCAGAUGAAAGUAAUUCUUCUUCGAGUUCCUCCACCGGCUCGGAUGUCACCUCCGAGUCUCGGACGACCGUAGAGGACGACCUAGACCCGGAUGAGAUCGCCGAUGGGGAAAUCUUGGCAAUCCGCCACGCCCUGGGCCAGCCCAUUGUUCCCGUGCCCCCUAGAAUCGGAGGGAGAAUAGCGCCAAGUUGGGAACCGGGGACCAAGAAGGAUGCGGAUUUGCUGUGA
Molecule: messenger RNA, 2901 nt
Organism: Amoebophrya sp. A120
Lineage: Eukaryota; Dinophyceae; Syndiniales; Amoebophryaceae
Source: the annotation of a GenBank genome assembly